AACACUCUUCAUUCUCUCUUUGUUUCACUACCAAACAAAAGAGAGAGAAAAACAAAAUUAUAACUGUUAGUAACUGCAAUAACUUCCAUGUUAAAACUAACAUCAAAAUGAUACAUGGAUAGUUUCUAUCCAAACACAUUGGUCACUGCAUGCAUGAUCUUGUUAACUUGAUGAUAUCUUUGAAGAUAUAGUUAGAGGACAGAAGAAAAUCGGGUCACAUUCAAUUGAAAAUGUGAUCAAAAGAUUGAAUCAGAAAGCUGAUUAGAGAUAGAGGUUUUCUAAGACAUGCCAUUGAAUGAGUAUAUUAUGGAUUGUGUGAGUUUACAUUAAACGUUUUGAGAAAAUCGCAAUGGAUUUCAAUGAUGGCUAUGUAUCGAAAGAGCAUCUCGAGCUUCAUCGAUCUGCAUCAGAAAGUGUUGAUCCAGUAACUGUUUCUCCUUUGCAACUUUCUUCUCCCAAGUCUCCAAGGUCCCCAAAGGCGCAAAUCAACGGAAGCAAUUCAAGUCCAAAAAAUAAUAGGCAAUCACAUUCUUCAAACGAUGGACGUCCAAAGAAAGGUGGUUCUGGUGGUAAAGGCACCUGGGGUGGAUUGCUUGAGACAGAUGACAUGAACUUACUUGACCCCAAUGAUCCGAACUAUGACAGCACCGAGGAAUUCGAUGAUUCAAAUGAUAAGAAAACGAACGCUGCAUUGGAAGAGUACAAGAAAAAAGCUACAAUAAUAGUGGAAGAAUACUUUGCCACAGACGACGUUGUCGCAACAAUGAGUGAAGUUAGAGAAAUUGGUAAACCAGAAUACAGCUACUAUUUUGUCAAAAAGCUUGUCUCAAUGUCAAUGGACAGACACGACAAAGAAAAAGAAAUGGCUGCAAUUCUCUUAUCUGCACUUUAUGCUGACAUAAUUCAUCCUUCACAAGUUUACAAAGGAUUCACCAAAUUAGUCGAAUCGGCUGAUGAUUUGAUUGUAGAUAUACCGGACACGGUUGAUAUUCUAGCACUUUUCAUAGCUCGAGCUGUGGUUGACGACAUUCUUCCGCCGGCGUUUUUGAAGAAACAGAUAGCAAACUUACCAAAUGAUUCUAAAGGAGCUGAGGUCUUAAAGAAAGCUGAGAAAAGCUAUUUAACAGCACCUUUACACGCUGAAAUCAUCGAGCGGCGUUGGGGAGGUAGUAAGAAUACAACAGUUGAUGAUGUGAAGGCAAGGAUAAAUAAUUUCUUGAAAGAAUAUGUUGUAAGUGGCGACAAGACAGAAGCUUUUAGAUGCAUCAAAGACUUGAAUGUUCCAUUCUUCCAUCAUGAAAUAGUGAAAAGAGCUCUUAUAAUGGCGAUGGAAAAGCGACAAGCGGAAACGCCGUUAUUAGACUUAUUGAAAGAAGCUGCUGAAAAAGGUUUCAUUAACACAAGCCAAAUGUCAAAAGGGUUCACAAGGUUGAUUGAAACCGUCGAUGAUUUAUCGCUCGAUAUACCGAAUGCACGCGGAAUACUUCAACAACUAAUGUCGAAAGCAGCUUCCGAUGGUUGGUUAUGUGUUUCAUCACUAAAACCACUCUCAAUUGAGCCUGAAAAGAACACAAUACAAGAAAAUGUUGCUAAAAGUUUCAAGAUGAAAACUCAAUCCAUCAUUCAAGAGUACUUUUUAUCAGGUGAUAUAUUUGAAGUGAUUAGUUGUUUAGAACAAGAGAACAACAAAAACUGUGGUGAACUAAAUGCAAUCUUCGUCAAAAAGCUAAUAACAUUAGCAAUGGAUAGAAAGAAUAGAGAGAAAGAAAUGGCUUCGGUGUUACUUUCAUCGCUUUGUUUUCCACCUGACGAUGUUGUCAAUGGUUUUGUGAUGCUAAUUGAAUCAGCAGAUGAUACUGCUUUAGACAAUCCUGUAGUUGUUGAAGAUCUUGCUAUGUUUCUAGCAAGAUCGGUUGUUGACGAAGUUUUAGCACCGCAACAGCUUGAAGAUAUCGGAACACAAUGUAUAAGUCAAGAUUCCAUUGGAAGCAAAGUGCUACAAAUGGCUAAGUCAUUGCUAAAAGCAAGACUUGCUGGUGAGAGAAUCUUGAGGUGUUGGGGUGGGGGUGGGGGUGGAAGUAGCAAACCAGGAUGGGAAAUUGAAGAUGUGAAAGAUAUGAUAGGGAAAUUGUUGGAGGAAUAUGAAUCUGGUGGUGAUAUAAAAGAGGCUUGUAGAUGCAUGAAAGAGUUAGGUAUGCCAUUUUUUCAUCAUGAGGUUGUGAAGAAAAGUUUGGUGAAAAUUAUUGAAAAGAAGAAUGAGAGAUUGUGGGGUUUACUUAAAGAGUGUUUUGAAUCUGGAUUAAUUACUAUGUAUCAAAUGGUUAAAGGCUUUGGAAGAGUUGAAGAAGCUCUUGAUGAUUUGGCUUUGGAUGUUCCUGAUGCUAAGAAUCAGUUUGCAUAUUAUGUUGAAAAAGCAAAGAAUGAAGGAUGGUUAGAUAGUUCAUUUUGUUUCAAGAAUGCUACAGAGAAUGGCACAUGCUAAGUUUUUAUAGGUACGAAGUACACGUCACGAAACCUGUUGGGCAUACACGGUGGAUUCUCCCUUUUCAUCGGGUUUUUUUUUUAGAUGCAAGAGUCGCAAAUCGGACUUCAGACCACUUGUUUAAGGUGUUCAAGUGUCUUACCACUCAGAAGAACCACAUGUUAAGAUUAGUUUUUUGUUAUCUUUGUUUUUAAAUUUACACUUAUGAAGGCAUAAAUUUGCAUGCUCCAUUGAUUCAUAA
Messenger RNA from Medicago truncatula (barrel medic), 2723 nucleotides. Its product is annotated as MA3 DOMAIN-CONTAINING TRANSLATION REGULATORY FACTOR 2. The transcript is spliced from 4 exons. NCBI's taxonomy places the organism in Eukaryota, Viridiplantae, Streptophyta, Magnoliopsida, Fabales, Fabaceae. The record is from RefSeq and is a predicted model, not a curated record. Gene Ontology annotation, biological process: negative regulation of DNA-templated transcription. The coding region runs from base 350 to 2482 and encodes 710 amino acids.